This is a messenger RNA of Gryllus bimaculatus (two-spotted cricket), 942 nucleotides long. The record is from the annotation of a GenBank genome assembly. NCBI's taxonomy places the organism in Eukaryota, Metazoa, Arthropoda, Insecta, Orthoptera, Gryllidae.
AUGAGGGACGACAUCAUAGGUCGAGGAGCUCGUAGUAAACAUCUGAGACCGUCCCCAGGACAGUCGCCAAGGAUCAAACUUUUAUCAUUCCCGCCGCUGGGGCGUAUGUGCGGCGUCCGACUACCACAACACCGGCUCUCGGUUGCCGCCUUCUGCCGUGUCAGGCGUCUCCGCGCCGCGCCUUCACGGCUUUGUCUCUUCCGCGGCUGCCACCGCCUGCCUUGUUAUGCCGGCCGCUCCGUGGCUCUGCUGACGACGGCGCCUGUCCCGCCCACCCCGCCCAACUGCACCCCCGCCCACCUCGCCCACCCCGCCCAACUGCACACCCCGCCCACCUCUCCCAACCACCCCACCCCACCCGCCCAAUUGCCCAUCCCGCCUGCCCUGCCCCGCCGAUUCGUCCACCCCAUCCCAGCCGCCCCGACUGACCCGCAAGCUACUCCGGGCGUCCGCUCCGUGCGCGCCCUCGCCCAGUUGGUAUUUUUUCGGCUUAGAUCUACAGACCUUUUUGAAGUGGGUGUCACGCGGGUCCGGCCCCUGCGCGCGGCUGCAGAAAGCACACAAGCUGAGUGGGUGGGAGCCGCGCUCGUGCGGAGCAGAGGCCUGAAGCCUUGCGGGCUGGGCGGGCCGAGCAGGGCGGGUAGGGCGGUACGGAGGCCGGAGGUCGGCGGCGGAAAGGCGGCGGGCCGGCGAGCCGCGGCAGGUGGGCGAGCAUCUGGCGCGCAGGCGGGACAGGAGCGCCUGAAGUCUUGCGGGCGGCGGGGCUGUUGGCGAAGGCGGCAGGCGCGGGUGACGGCGGCGGCUAGGCAGACAGGGCAGGGCAACCCGGCGGAAGCAGCGGCGGACGGGCGAACGGGCAGGGGGACUGGCGGGCGCGGGCGGGAGCGAGCUGGCGCGCGCGGCGGGCAGAGGCCUGAAGACUUGCGACCGGCGGUGGUUUGA